AAAAUAAGUUCACAAUUUUUAAAAGUGUUCCAGUAGAGGUGAUAAAGAUGAAUUCAAAAUGAUCAAAGUAAGUAAUAGCAUGAACAAAUAGUUGGAACAUUCAAACCUAGAGCAAACUUAAAGGUUUAAUCUCUAUUAUUAAUAUGAUAUCCAGCGAAAAAUCUAUAAUAUGUGGCUGUAGUUAUAGUAAAUUUGAGGCUGUCCAAAAUUUACAAAUAUUUUAAAAUACUGAACUGAAAAGAGUUAAGUAUUAUAAUACUGUUUUGUCAUUCCAAUUAGACAUCACAAGACAGUUUAGCUUCUAAGUCUGCAACUUAAGAUGCAAGCUAAACAUGUAUUAUGGGGCAUUCUGACUUGAUGAGCAAUAUUCAUUAAUUCAAGUAUGAAAGUACAGAAAC
Messenger RNA from Paramecium octaurelia, 398 nucleotides. Lineage: Eukaryota; Ciliophora; Oligohymenophorea; Peniculida; Parameciidae. The record is from the annotation of a GenBank genome assembly.